Molecule: messenger RNA, 777 nt
Organism: Rotaria sp. Silwood2
Lineage: Eukaryota; Metazoa; Rotifera; Eurotatoria; Philodinida; Philodinidae
Source: the annotation of a GenBank genome assembly
AUGGCUUCAGAAAAUAUCACUCAAGAAACCCUCAGUGCUCGCUUUUCGGAUAUUUCUGUAGAAUUACGCACGAUGUUAAUACCCAUAAAGGGAUAUGAAAAAGUGCCGUUGGUCUCACUUGAAGAAGCUAUUGUACCGGUUGUUCUACUGGUGCGUGAUGUGCGACGAAGAGCAAAUAUUAUGAAACAACGUUGUAAAAAUCCAGCAAAUAAUCUCUCACCCGAUGAGGCAGCUUCAAUUAUGCUCUAUACUGCAGAAUGGGAACCCUCCACUGAUUCACUUUAUUUUAUUCUCAAUUCAACUUUACGCAAGGAAGAUAGAACGAAAUUAAGUUCUUGGUUUCUCUAUCUCAAACUUCUACUCACUGCUCUCACUCAUCUUCCACCAAUAGGCGAACGCACCGUCUACAGAGGAAUACGGCAAAAUAUGAGUCAUCUGUAUCCUCAAGGCAAGACACUCAUUUGGUGGGCAUUCUCGUCAUGUACAGAAAACAUUGAUACUUUAGAGACGGCAACUAUUUUUGGAAAAAAAGGUGCAAGAACUCUGUUCACUAUCAAAUGUUACAGUGGAAAGGACAUUCAUCAAUAUUCAACCGUUGAAAACGAAAGUGAAGUGUUGCUUUUACCUGGUAUUCAGCUCGAAGUUGUCGCCAGUCUUGAUCAGGGUUCUAACUUUCAUAUUAUUCAACUUAAAGAAGUCGAGCCAUUACAUCCUUUCUUAGAACCUUUGCCGGGUCAUCGCAUUCCACUCGUUAUGCCACCAGCAAGUGAACCGUAA